ACACCAGUAUGGUCAGAUAACCUCUCAUUGGCUACGAUAACAUGCAGAAAAAGGUUACAAAUCUGAUUGGUUGAGGCUUACACCAUGUGUCAAACACUAGCCAAUCACGGACAUGAUAUUAGUGUUGUCAGUAAGUCAUCCUAGCUAACAUAGCUGCCUGAUCGCCGGAAGAUCAUAUUUUUUGAAUUUUGAACGAACGAUUCACACAUUAAUUUCCAAAAAUCGUAAAAUGACAGAGGACGGCAUGGAGAAGACAUACACCUGCACCGCUCCUGUGAAUAUAGCGGUAAUUAAAUAUUGGGGAAAGAGAGACGAGGACUUAAUUCUUCCUAUUAACUCAUCGUUGAGUGUAACACUUCAUCAAGAUCAGCUGAAAACAACCACAACAGUGGCCAUCGGCAAUUCUUUCCAAGAAGAUCGGAUUUGGCUCAAUGGGAAGGAGGAGGAUAUCAGCCAUCCAAGACUACAGUCCUGCCUGAGAGAAAUUCGACGUCUUGCCAGGAAAAGGCGUAAUGAUGCAGACCCUGGUGUGGAUUCAACUGGUUUGACUCACAAAGUUCACAUCUGUUCCAUCAACAAUUUCCCCACUGCUGCUGGACUUGCGUCCUCUGCAGCAGGGUUUGCUUGUUUGGUAUACACACUUGCCCAGGCGUUCGGUGUCGAGGGGGAAUUGUCUGUGGUGGCUCGCCAAGGAUCUGGCAGUGCAUGCAGAAGUAUGUAUGGCGGAUUUGUCCAGUGGCUUAUGGGACAUCAGAGUGACGGCAAGGAUAGUCUUGCCCAACAGGUGGAGCCAGAGACUCAUUGGCCUGAGCUGAGAAUACUUGUGCUUGUGGCUAGUGCAGAGCGAAAACACGUUGGCAGCACCUCUGGCAUGCAAACAAGUGUACAAACAAGCUGUCUCCUAAAGCAUCGGGCUGAGUCCGUUGUCCCAGGUCGAAUGGUUGAAAUGAUUAAGGCAGUGCACAGCAAAGAUUUUACAGAAUUUGCUGAACUCACUAUGAAGGACAGUAACCAGUUUCAUGCCACCUGCCUGGACACAUACCCUCCUAUAAUCUACCUCAAUAGAGUAUCCCAUCAAGUCAUCAACCUGGUUCAUCGAUACAACCAUCACUACGGGGAAACAAGGGUAGCCUACACGUUUGAUGCAGGACCCAAUGCUGUAAUAUUCACUUUAGAGCAGCACAUUCCUGACUUUAUUCAAGCAGUCCGACAUUUUUUUCCUCCAGAAACUAAUGGUGGCGAGUUUAUAAAAGGUCUUCCAGUUCCUCAUGCAGAUCUUUCUGAGGAGUUGAAAAUUGCUAUUGGUUUAGAGCCCAUGCCAAAAGGAAUUAGCUACAUUAUCAGCACUAAGCCUGGCCCAGGUCCUUGUGUUGUUAGGGAUCCCACACAGCAUCUGCUUGGACCUGAUGGACUACCGAAGAACACUGUUAGACAUCAUUCCCCAGAAACAGACACUGUAGCAAAACAUAAAAAUGGUUACUAAAUAUGUUGGUACGAAAUCUGUAUAUUUGAUUGUUGUCAGAUGACAAUUUUGAGGUUGAGUUUUCCUUUAGCAGUCACAUAAUUUAACAUUUCACAAUGGUUUUUUUAUCUCUGCUUUUAUAUACCUUUACAUCCUUAUUUUAAGUAAUGAUAAUUAAGAUCAUUUACUGAGAUCCUAGCUAAACAUUGUUUUGUACUGGAAAAAGAAGACUGCACAAAUGUGGUCCUCACACUUUAUUUUGUUUUGUGCUAGCAUCGUGUAUUAAAACUGUGAAAAGUUUAGCGGGUUUAAUUAAAGAGGCCCUGAAGUCAUAUUCACAUAUUUUAAAUUGAAUUUAAUCUAAUGCCUUUAUUGUCACCCUGGUUGAAGUGUUAUCAGUCGAGUUUUUUUUUAUUUUUUUAUUUCAAUUAUGUUUGGAAGAUGAAUCGUUAGGCAAACGGUAUGGUUUGAAAUUGGUCAUGGUGUGACAUCACAAUGUGCCUUACUAUUAGGGUUGCCACCUUUCAGAAAUAAGAAAAACGGGACGCCCCCCUCGCGCCCAAAGCUGUACAGGCAAAGAAAAAAAGGGACAUCCCCAAAACUCCUGAAAUGCGUAGAAAUGUAUCUAUUCAUUUAUAUUCCGUAUUAGUUCAAUACGGAACGCAACAUUUAAUUCCCAAUUUCGGAUCGUUCCUUAUUUUAAGGGACAGGUGGCAACCCUACUUACUAUGCACAUACCUGCUCUCUUUCACACCCUCUAACAUCAGGAGUACUGAACACUAAGAAAAGCCAUCCGGAGG
Molecule: messenger RNA, 2262 nt
Organism: Corythoichthys intestinalis (scribbled pipefish)
Lineage: Eukaryota; Metazoa; Chordata; Actinopteri; Syngnathiformes; Syngnathidae
Gene: mvda
Product: mevalonate (diphospho) decarboxylase a
Exons: 10
Coding region: 230-1483 (417 amino acids)
Biological process (GO): isoprenoid biosynthetic process; isopentenyl diphosphate biosynthetic process, mevalonate pathway
Cellular component (GO): cytosol
Molecular function (GO): ATP binding; diphosphomevalonate decarboxylase activity
Source: RefSeq, a predicted model, not a curated record